Molecule: messenger RNA, 8274 nt
Organism: Nerophis ophidion (straightnose pipefish)
Lineage: Eukaryota; Metazoa; Chordata; Actinopteri; Syngnathiformes; Syngnathidae
Gene: apobec2b
Product: apolipoprotein B mRNA editing enzyme, catalytic polypeptide-like 2b
Exons: 5
Coding region: 16-939 (307 amino acids)
Biological process (GO): cytidine to uridine editing
Cellular component (GO): cytoplasm; nucleus
Molecular function (GO): cytidine deaminase activity; RNA binding
Source: RefSeq, a predicted model, not a curated record
UGACAGUUAGGAUAUAUGUGUUGGGAUGCUGAUUGGAAACAGGGGUCGCACUCAUUGUGUGAAGACAAGACAACCAUACUGAGGCACCUAAGCCACUCUCUCUCCCUCUCUCUUCGUCCAACACUCUCACUUACUCCUGCAAAAAUCAUGGCAGACAAAAACAGUCGGGUCAGUGUUAAGCGGAAGGAGAAGAAGGUGGAGAAAAAACCCAAUGAGGAGAAGGAAAAGGCAAAAGCUGUGAAGAAGCAGCAGGACAAAGUUGUGAAGAAGCCAGAGACGGCUCCUGCUUCAGCGGAAGAGGAAAAGAGGAACGGGGAAGCUGGAGGGGCAGCAGGCGAGGAGGCCAAGAAAAGUGAUGGAAAUGGAGAGUUUGAGCCUUAUGAACUGCCGCCGUUUGAGAUCGUCGUAGGGGAACAGAUGAGCCCAUUCUACUUCAAGUUUCAGUUCAGGAAUGUGGAAUACUCAUCCGGGAGGAACAAGACCCUGCUGUGCUACCAAGUAGACACGCCAGGAGGCACCACAGAACCUGUGAAAGGUUAUAUGGAGGAUGAACAUGCCACAGCUCAUGCUGAAGAGGCUUUCUUUCAGCAGGUGCUCCCUAACAGUAACCCGUCGCAGGAAUGUGGCGUCACAUGGUACAUGUCUUCUAGUCCAUGUGCGCCUUGUGCUGCUAAACUGGCCAACAUCCUCCAGCAGCGCAAAAAGGUCCGGCUGUGUAUAUUCUGCUCCCGUCUUUUUGACUGGGAAGAGCCAGAAAUAGUGGAGGGUCUCAAGGCGUUGGUGAACGCUGGCUGCAAACUGAGGAUGAUGAAGCCUUCUGACUUCCUGCAUGUUUGGGAGACCUAUGUAGAGAAGGAGGACCAGACCUUUACACCCUGGGAGGACUGUCAGGAAAACUACGAUUUUUAUGUGGAGAAACUGGCUGGCGUCCUCAAGUAGACGUCUACAUGUGGAAAAGGUUUAGCCAAACCAGGAAUUUGUGCAGGUUGAACAACUUUCCUACUAUCAAACCUGAUGAUGCAAAGUUAGAAUGAACAAGUGAUGGUAAAAUAUUUUUAUUUGAAUCAUUUCAUUGGAAGAAACAAAGUUUAUUGUAUUUUUCUACGACAGAGUAAUUUAUCACAUAUUAGAGCCACUUUGCAAUUACAGCCAAGGGUAUUGGGGAGCCAAAUUGAUCAGGUUUAAUCCACCCCGCUCUCGUGUUUGUAUGAGGUAUCGUGCCCGGUUUAAAAGAGACCUAAUAUAAUUUCAAUCAUAAUCAAACACGUACACUUCGUUGACGUCUACAUAACGUGUACUGAAUACAUUUUGGAGUAAAUUUUGCUCCGCAGCCACUUUUGCAAGCUGUUUGUUUGUGAGGGCAUUCUCUUUCUACCGUCAUUCUAUCUUUUGCAAAUAUACACUCUUAAAUACGUAUCUUAAAGACUAACUUAUCCAGGCAUACAAGAUCAAUCAAUCAUUUAAUCAAUCAAUGUUUAUUUAUAUAGCCCUGAAACACAAGUGCCUCAAAGGGCUGCACAAACCACAACGACAUCCUUGGUAGGGCCCACAUAAGGGCAAGGAAAAACUCACCCCAGUGGGACGUCGACAAUGAUGACUAUGAGAAACCUUGGAGAGGACCGCAUAUGUGGGCAACCCCCCCCCGGGGACCGAAACCAAUGGAUGUCGAGCGGAUCUAACAUUAUAUUGUUAAAGUCCAAUCCAUAGUGGAUCUAACGUAACCGUGAGAAUAAAGUCCAAAGUGGAUCCAAUAUAGUAGCGAGAGUCCCAUCCAAAGUGGAGCCAGCAGGAAACCAUCCCAAGCGGAGGCGGAUCAGCAGCGCAGAGACGUCCCCAACCGAUACACAGGCGAGCGGUCUAUCCUGGGUCCCGACUCUGGACAGCCAGUACUUCAUCCAUGGCCACCGGACCGGUCCCCCUCCACAAGGGAAGGGGGGACUUAGGAGAAAAAGAAAAGAAAUGGCAGAUCAACUGGUCUAAAAAGGGGGUCUAUUUAAAGGCUAGAGUAUACAAAUUAGUUUUAAGAUGAGACUUAAAUGGUUCUACUGAGGUAGCAUCUCGAACUGUUACCGGGAGGGCAUUCCAGAGUACUGGAGCCCGAAUGGAAAACGCUCUAUAGCCCGCAGACUUUUUUUGGGCUCUGGGAAUCACUAAUGAGCUGGAGUCCUUUGAACGCAGAUUUCAUGCCGGGACAUAUGGUACAAUACAAUCAGCAAGAUAGGCUGGAGCAAGACCGUGUAGUAUUUUAUACGUAAGUAGUAACACCUUAAGGUCACAUCUUAAGUGCACAGGAAGCCAGUGCAGGUGAGCCAGUAUAGGCGUAAUAUGAUCAAACUUUCUUGUGCUUGUCAAAAGUCUUGCAGCCGCAUUUUGUACCAACUGUAAUCUUUUAAUGCUAGACAUGGGGAGACCCGAAAAUAAUACGUUACAGUAAUCGAGCCGAGACGUAACAAAUGCAUGGAUAAUGAUCUCAGCGUCGUUAGUGGACAAAAUUGAGCGAAUUUUAGUGAUAUUACCAAGAUGAAAGAAGGCCGUUUUAGUAACGCUUUUAAUGUGUGACCCAAACGAGAGAGUUGGGUCGAAGAUAAUACCCAGAUUCUUUAACGAAUCGCCUUGUUUAAUUGUUUGGUUGUCAAAUGUUAAAGUUGUAUUAUUAUAUAGAGGUCGGUGUUUAGCAGGACCGAUAAUCAGCAUUUCUGUUUUUUUGGCGUUGAGUUGCAAAAAGUUGGCAGACAUCCAUUGUUUAAUUUCAUUAAGACACGCCUCAAGCUGACGACAAUCCGGCGUGUUGGUCAGCUUUAGGGGCAUGUAGAGUUGGGUGUCAUCAGCAUAACAGUGAAAGCUAACACCGUAUUUGCGUAUGAUGUCACCUAGCGGCAGCAUGUAGAUGCUGAAGAGUGCAGGGCCAAGGACCGAACUCUGGGGAACUCCACACGUCACCUUAACAUAGUCCGAGGUCACAUUGUUAUGGGAGACGCACUGCAUCCUGUCUGUAAGAUAAGAGUUAAACCAAGACAGGGCUAAGUCUGACAUAGCAAUUCGUGUUUUGAUACGCUCUAAUAAAAUAUUAUGAUCGACUGUAUCGAAAGCAGCACUAACAUCGAGGAGCAGCAACAUAGAUGACGCAUCAGAAUCCAUCGUUAGCAAUAGAUCAUUAGUCAUUUUUGCGAGGGCUGUCUCAGUAAAGUGAUUUGCCCUGAAGCCGGAUUGAAAGGUUUCACAUAGAUUGUUAGACGCUAAGUGUUCAUUUAGCUGCUCUGCAACAAUUUUUUCGAGGAUUUUCCAAAUAAAGGGAAGGUGAGACACCGGUCGGUAGUUUACCAUGAGGUCAGGAUCGAGGUUAGGGCUUUCAAGGAGAGGAUGAAUAAUCUUUUUUUUUUAUGCUUGGGGAACAGUGCCAGAGGAAAGUGAUAAGUUUAUGAUAUUUAGCACUGAUGGACCUAAUAAUACAAAGAGCUCCUUGAUAAGUUUCCCAGUAAGUAGGUCAAGUAAGCAUGUUGUUUGUUUCAUUCCAUUUACACAUUGUAACAAUUCUUCUAAUGUUAUUUCAUCAAAACGAGAGAAGCUAGUUUGGAAGGCAGUCUCUGCCUUAUAUACAGUCGUAUCUGUGUUAAAAGAACCCAGUUGUAGCUGGGACGCAUUGUCUUCAAUCUCCUUUUUAAUUAGUUCAAUUUCCUUAUUAAAGAAAUUCAUAAAGUCAUCUGACGAGUGGGUGGAGCUACUGGAAGGAGUCCCUUGUUGGGUAAGCGAUGCUACUGUACUAAACAAAAAUUUAGGAUCGUUUUUAUUAAGGCGAAUGCGAUUUGAGUAAUAUUUAGCUUUAGCUAAGGUAAGCAUGCGUUUAUAAGGUUUUAAACUAUCACUCCAUGCUUGAUGGUGCACCUCAAGUUUAAUCGUGCGCCAUUUGCGUUCCAGCUUUCUACAUAAUAAUUUCUGAGCUCUCGUUUCUUCUGUAAACCAUGGCGUACGCCUUUUUGUAGCCUAUUUAGCGGAAUUCAGCUAUUCUUCUAUCCAAAGUGGUAAUUGUUUUCGAUGUCAGUGUAAAUCCGUUAAAACAAUGCGUAUUGUCCAAAUCAUGUUUCUUUCUUGGUGUAGCGGCUGGCUAUAGCGUUCUAGCCAAUGGCUUUGAAUAGGGGGCGGGACUUCCGUGGCAAGUGAUGUUUUGUUGUAGAGGUGAGAGUUUGUGCGAGUUUUCCCGUUAUGGAAUGAGACGUAUGUUGAGCUUUUUGUACGAGAGUGUGGCUCUUGUCAAAUAAAUGAAGGCAAACUGGAAAUUUGUCACAGCCUCCAUUCUUGGAACAUUUUAAUCGGUGUCGGUUGCUUCCGUCGACAAUUGGGAACGCUCGGAGAUGAAAGUAAAGUCAAGUAGCUGUGUGCACAUAGACACAUUUAAUUGGAUUAUAAACCUAACCGGAAUAAAAGAGCUUCAUGUAAACCAAUAUUCUGACCCUGCGCAUACACGUUCGGAUUAACAUUUAAUUCCAACUGAGACGGGUGAUUUAUGCUGACAGUCAUUCGGAUUGGAGAGCGUGAAAACACUUUUUCAUAUAGAUGGUUUGAAAAUAUUUUGACUGCACAUGUAUUUGACGUCCGCUAUACUUUGGUGGUGGAUCAGGUAGUAUAGUCUCAGAAUGAACCGAUUGUUUUGCUGUCUCUCCUCAUUCAACAAGUGCAGACGUAGCGUAAUAUGCUGUUGAGUUGCUUUAAAGGCCUACUGAAAUCCGAUUUUCUUAUAUAAACGGGGAUAGCAGGUCCAUUCUAUGUGUCAUAAAUGAUAAUUUCCCGAUAUUGCCAUAUUUUUGCUAAAAUGAUUUAGUAGAGAACAUCGACGAUUAAGUUCGCAACUUUUGGUGCUGAUAAAAAAUCCUUGCCUGUACCGGAAGUAGCAGACGGUAUGCCCGUGACGUCACGGGUUAUGGAGCUCCUCACAUCUGAACAUUGUUUACAAUCAUGGCCACCAGCAGCGAGAGCGAUUCGGACUGAUAAAAGCGACGAUUUCCCCAUUAAUUUGAGCGAGGAUGAAAGAUUCGUGAAUGAGGAAAGUUAGAGUGAAAGACUAGGAAAAAAAAAAAGGGGCAGUAGGAGCGAUUCAGAUAGGGAAGAUGCUGUGAGACGCGCCGUGGCAGCCGUGGGGGUGGCAGGACUACUCGGCUAGGCCCAACCGCAACAUGGGAUAGAGCCAUACCGCUUUGAACCCGACGCUGACGGUGGCGAUCAGGAGGACGCAUAUUGAUGCCGGAGUAGCACACGACAUAGAUCGCCUUCAGAAUACAAAAUGGUAAAAUGUUUUUUUAUUAAUACACAUAAUACACUGUACUUUGUGUGUGUGGUCCAAUCCAACCGUGUGCGCUUGACAUCUCUGUUCCAUAGUAAAGCUUGACUGUCAUCUUUCGGGAAUGUAAACAAUGAAACAUCGGCUGUGUUUGUGUUGCUAAAGCCGGCCGCAAUACACCGCUUACGACCUACAGCUUUCUUCUUUGAUGUCUCCAUUGUUCAUUGAACAAAUUGCAAAAGAUUCAGCAACACAAAUGUCCAGAAUACUGUGGAAUUUUGCGAUGAAAACAGACGACUUAGCUGGGAAGGAUGCUAGAACAAAAUGUCCUCUACAAUCCGUGACGUCACGCGCACGCACCAUCAUACCGAGACGUUUCAGCAGGAUUUUUCUGUGCAAAAUUUAAAAUUGUGAUUUAGUGAACUAAUCCGACCGUAUUGGCAUGUGUUGCAAUGUUAAGAUUUCACCAUUGAUAUAUAAACUAUCAGACUGCGUGGCCGGUAGUAGUGGGUUUCAGUAGGCCUUUAAAACGAGGCUAGCAAAAACAACAGUAGGGUCUGGAGUGUUAUGUGUCGAUGUAACAAUAAAAGAAGGGAUCCAGUUGUCUAAAUGAGCUGUUUUAUUCACAACAUUACAGCUACUCCAAGUGCUAGCUGCUAGCCUCAGAAACAUACACAGAUUGUUGUUACAUAAAGACGAGCGGCAACCUCUAUAAAAUCACAACAUAAAAGGCACAGAACGGCUCAAUUUCAAAAAGAAAGGUAAAACAAAAGUAGUGAAUAGAAGGGGAAAAAAUUAUCAAUACCGUGACGUCAGACAAGCCGAAAUGCACAAAGCCAUGUUUUUCUUUUACAGUGAAAGUCACUGCUUUUUCUUCAGCACCUGUAGUGAGCAACCUCGUCCAAACGUUUAUGUGCUGCGCAUGUCAGAGUAAAGUAUUCCAAUUUAAAGGCGCUAAAUGUAGGAAUGUGGCCAGAAAUGGUACUGCAAUCACAGUCAAAAUUAUGUAGUCCCCUCCCACUCUCCAUGACUGAGCCAGAUACACAGGCAAAUGACCGGGCUAGCAUGCUCAGUAAGCUUUACACUAGGAGCUGAGCAUCACACAAUAACCAUUCGUUGCAUGAACAUACUAGCUGUGUUAGACAAGAUCAUAGACUGUAUUGGGCAAUUUAGUUUACAUACAAAAUGUCCAUUUCCAUUUACUACAAGUAAUAAGAAAAUGUAAAUGUCUGACUUACAUAUCAAGGAGGAAAUAAGCAAGUUUGGCGUCGGAUGAAACAACCUUCUCCACCUUAAAUCGUCUCCAUCUUUCAAAGGCAUCCUCGAUACAAAUCCUUGUUUUGUUCCUGGCUUUGUCAUGAACAAGUUGAGAACCAUAACGGCGCCUUUUAGAUUUACUAAGGUCUGACAUGUUUAGUAACUUUACCAGUGGCAGUAGCUCGACGAAGAGGGCGGUGCGUAGCUGGCAACCUGGAUGUGACACACUCAUUGACUUUCUAUUGGUCAAACAGUAGAGGGCGGGGCAUUGAAAUGAGAACAAUAAAAAAAAAAUUUAAGGCUGUAAAUCUAAUUUUGAAAUGAGCAUAUCCCGGCUGAGCUAGAGUUAUCAGCUAUAUAGGUAUUCAAAAAUGGCAUGAUUUAUUACUGCCUUUUGACAUAUGAGGGCCAUUUAAUGAUGACUUGACAUGAAAUGAUUACAUAUGGCGCCUUUCAAGGUGUGAUGCAUGAAUCCAAAUGAUGAUCAGAUUAAAUACAUUUUGUCCAGGUACAUGUUGCUAUGGUCAGCAUCUUGGCCACGUUUUUGCUAGCAAAUGUGUCCUUAAAAUCUUUGCAUAUUAAGGUACAACAGGGACAAGCGGUAGAAAUGGAUGGAUGGAUGUUAAUAUUAUAGUGUAGGAUUGGUAAAUGUAAUGUAGUGAUUUUGUUUUGAAUUAACACAUUCGUGUAUUGUAAUUACUGGCUCUGGCAAGCUCACGACUUAUUCAACAUGUCGCGGAACGGUGUCUCGGUUGAAUGUGGUAAUAAAAAAUUAUUGGAGCUGGUCGUGGUUAGAAAAAUAAAUGGACUGGUGCCUGCUUUUGGAAUUAAUUUUAAAGCACAAAGAGUUUGAGAAAACAGUUUGUAGUCGACGGGAAAAUGAUCAACAAUGGUGGCAAAGGCUGGUUGUCAUUGAAACGCCAUUGCAAGGGAAGCUAACAUGCAGUGAAGAAAAGAUAAAGAAAAUACAUCUACAAACUGCCUGGUGAGUCAUUUUCAUAAGUUACUAUUCUUAGAAAGUAAUAAUAUGGCAUCUUGCUGUUGACAAUAUAUUAUGUCUCAUGAUUUUAAUGAUGAUUUAAAAUACUAACUGUUAGAAGAUCUAGUGUUGCAUGACCAAAGUUGCCUAGAAAGCCCUAUGAUGUAUAACCAGGAAUUUAUUAAGAUUACAGGUUAUACAAAUCUCCAUGUUAUAAUUGAACAAACACCAACUUGUAGCAGACAACAUGAAUGCAGUUUUACUUCCAUGAUUAAGUGACUUACUUGUUCGACAAAAUAUUUGAGUUUUUACAAUUUCAACAUUUGUUAUCAUAAAUAUGUCAUCAUUCUUAAAUUUGUUUGAAACUUCAAAUUGGUCUUUUCAUACAUGAAAACACUAGCUCUAGGGGUAUUUUCUUUAAAUUGUAUUUUUAAAGACUGUAUAUGUAGGAAAUGCCUUCCAAAUCAUCCUAACAAUGGUCAAAUAUGGCCUGGGCUGCCAGCUGAUAUUUUUAAAAAUGUUUUCAAUUUUUUUUUUUUUUUUACCUCACUGUGAUCCCAGAUACAUGUAACUGUUUUUUUCCCACCAGAAAUGGUCAAAAAUAAACUUCAUAAACAAUAUAUAGCUCCACGGGUCACAACAUUAAGCACACCUGCGCAAUCUUGGAUCGAUACAAGAUUCAUAAAAAAUCUGCUUUUAGUAGCUUUUAUCUCACUGCAUUGGUGUUAUCAUGCACAUGGCAAGAUUAAAUGAAAAUAAUAUAUUG